AUGGACAAGAUGAAGCAAACGUUUCACUUACUCUCCCUGAUAUCGCUGAUAUACUUAUUAAAUGUCUCAGUUGGGAAACAAUGCAAAACAGCUGAAGUAUCGAUUCCGGGCAAAGCUCUCAUGGGUUACACGUUUAAAUCUUUGGCUGUGCGGGCGCCGUUUGAAUGUCAAGGACUUUGUGAGAACACAUUUCAUUGUCAGAGCUACAACCUUUUGUUACCGGGAAAAAUUUGUGAAUUGAACAACAGAACUAAGGAGGCAAGACCUCGAAACUUUGUCACGGAUGAAAAUCGAUUUUACGUGAGGAGCUGACCUAAUAGAGGUAUAGUUUUGAUAAAAGUGGAGUAUAGUUUCGUUUGUGCAGGACGUUGUCCCAGGAAUUUUAAUAAAUGAAAUAAGAAAAAAGCCAAAUAGGUAUUCAAAUCAAAAUUACGCUGCGGUUGUGGGAAAGUCUCACAGAACUUCUACUGAAUAAUUCUUACAAUCUCCUUGAGAUUAUUGUUUUUGUAAAAAGAAAGUCGUUUUUGUUCAAGUUGACGAAAUAUAUGCAUGUAAUCAUUGCAUGAAAUCAUUAUGAUCUCGAAAAUUUUGUUAUUUCUUGGUAUGCAUAUUUAGCUCAGAAAAUGCGUCUCCUUCACUGAAAAAAAAAAUCAAACGAACGGUUUAAAAUUUUAAAGCAAACAUCAAAUCUUGUUAUUGGGUGUUCCAUUGGUUUUUCUGUUGGAAUCCAGUAAAUCAUUUAUAUUUUUAAAAAGAAAACAUAGCGGUUUUCUUGUAUGGCCAAGUUCAGAUAAUCUUUAGCUAGAACAUAAGCAUAGGUUUGUAAUCGCUUUCCAUUGUUGCACAAACAUCUGACGCUCUCAAGAAGUGUGAAAGCAGCUUUUAAUCGAGAUACUAAUAAGUGCCUCUUUUUAGGUUACUAUUUCCUUUCUCUUGGUCGCAUUUGCCUUUCACUACGACCACGUUCUUGCAAAUAUGAACAUGCCAAAAAAUAAAACAUAAACAAAGAUUUACACGACUAAAGCUGAUUUAAAGAUAUUUGUUUGACGCGUUUCCAUUUCGCCAUUAUUUCAAAGUUCCUCUUGGCACCAUUCCUGAAUUGUCUGCUGAGUCCUGUAUGGAGAUCGUCUCCAGCGAAGAAGACAAGGUUGUCAGCGGUUUGUACUGGCUUAAUUUCAGAGAGCUGGGAAUAAUACAGGUAAAUUCUCUCUCCGUCUGCAGAGAAAUCGCAGUGAUUUUUUAAAUUGGUUAAGCAUUUUUCUUUUUUGAGAAACUUCAACAUUGAUGCCUGCAAGUAAAAUAAUGGAGAUCCUGUUCAUAAUGCAUUUUCGUGGCACUUCGUAGUUCAGACAUUAACCCACUACGCCGAAACAAUUUAAUCUUAGUGUCGCGACAAUACGCUCAUCCAUAUCGUUCGUCCACACGUGCGCAUUUGAGCGACUGCUUCGCAACGCUUAUCUACAUGGGUAGGCAAACUGAAGAAACAGAAUAAUGGUUUUAUUUGAAAAUGCUUUGUCAAUUCCGGGUUUUGUUUUCAUUAAGUCGUCAUCAAAGAUUUCAUUUAGUGGCUUGCAGUUCUUCCCCACUUUACAGUGCUAAAGAUAUUCUGUGAAGUAUAAGCGUAUUGGACUUCAACUUUUAUGACUGAACUAUUUUUUUAUAUAUGAAGAUCUGCCCGUAUAUUCUGAUAAAUUGAUAAAUGCUUAAAGGAGGACAUUGAUCAUAAAAACUCGACCAAAACAUUCGUUAAAACUAACGAUAUCGUUCUCGCACUCAUAAAUGGCGCUACUUCACUUACAAUACAGUUUUUUGUCAGAGUUUUAAAUGCAGCCAAUCCUCGUCAACUGUUGGUUUUAAAAUGUAAGUUAUCGUGCCAAGUUUUUGUAUUAUUUCGACCCUCUAGGUAUAUUGUGACUUUACACAUGGUAGAGAUGGGUGGAACCUCAUCGCUCGGUUCUCAAACACUGACGCUGUGCACUGGAUGCUUGAUUCUGGUUACUGGUGGUAUGAUAGAAGAGAGGCUUUCGGAGAAACUACUGAUCCAUCUGGCAACACUGACAUGAUAUCACCGUUAUUUUGGCUGCCUAACGGAAGUGAUUUCAAGAUCACGCGCAGCGAUGAUUCAGAGCAUACUGCUCUAUUGCAAACCACAGAUAACUGUCCAGGAAUACAGACAUUCAGCUCUAAAGUCACAAACUACGGUGAUUUCAGAAAUGGCACAAUUUGGCCCAAUGCAAGGUGCUUAGGAACAUGCAAAGUGCAAUAUGGUGGACAGUACCAAAGUACUGACGGCUUCGUGCGGGCUUCAUGUAACGGUAGCCUGCAGGCUGCUGAUGAGGUUCCGGCUCCGUGA
Molecule: messenger RNA, 2353 nt
Organism: Pocillopora meandrina
Lineage: Eukaryota; Metazoa; Cnidaria; Anthozoa; Scleractinia; Pocilloporidae
Source: the annotation of a GenBank genome assembly